UGGUUUCCCCUCUCUCCCGCUCCGUUCUCGGGUGCAAUUCCAGGAGACACGGCAGGCGUCCCGGAAUGAAAACCUCCUGUGACACUUUGCCACCUACAUAGAAGGAGGCGGUGUAGGAUGAGAGGCGGAUAAUAUGGCCGGGACCCACUGUAAGGGUCCCGCCCACCGCGGGCAGAGCGUAGCCGGGUCAUUUGCUCCCGCCAGCCCUGGCAGGGUCUCCGUGCGGGCAGGAAGGAUAGGCAGCGCGACACCAUUGAGGGGCACACCUUAGGGGUUACCAGGGUUCAGUUUAGUCCACAAGCCAUCCUGGGGUGACACGAGGACACUGGCAGGUGGCAGGUCCCCAGUCCCACAGAAAGGCUGGUAGCUCAUGGAGGUGACUGCGGUGCUGCAGGAGUGACCCCGUAGGGAGCACGCUGCUCUGCCGGCACUGACACUGCUCAGUAUUGCUGCGGGGGGGCUCGGCCCCGUCCUCACCUUCAUACACAGCCGAGAACUCAAGGGAGCACCUCCUCCCCCCUCUUGCACCACUUGUUUUUCGGCGCUGCUUGGUCCCAGCUUACCCAGCUGGGUCCCCCCAAAAUCAUGUGGGCUCUGUGCCCCCCCCGUGUGGCUUCACCGCGGGGCAGGGGCGGCGCGGCGUUCUCGGAGGCAGCGCAGGUGUCGGGAGCCGCGUGCGGUCGACGGCGACGCCGGGGGGUGAGCACCUCCUUCCUGCCCUGGCGGCGAGGCGAGCGCGGGGCCGCAGCUGCGGCAGCAGCGCCAUGUGCCAGCGCCGCCGCGAGGGACCGGGGAGCCGGCACCUGCCACUCCCCGCGGGGGCUCCGAGCGGCCCGGGAGGGGAGCAGCCCAAGGAUGGGGGCUCGGAGCUCUGCAGGUGCAGGACCUACAGCUGGUCCCGUGCUUGAUGUUGCUAUGGGUUUGGGGUGAAGCCUGUCCACAUCAGGAUUGAUCUUGCCGGGCUCCGGCAGCAGAGUUAGAGCCCUGGGGGCUACAGGAAGGGCCCCCGCAUCCCAGGUGCUCUGGGGGGGCCGUCUCCCCCUCGGGGACAUCCGGGUGGCAGCCCACUGUGGCGAGGUGUGUGACGCCAGAAGCGGAGCCGAGGUUCAUAUUUGGGCACGGAGCAGGUUAUUGGAGGCCGCGGCCCCGCAGCCGGGAGAUGAGGCGCCUGAUAAAGGCUGCGCCGGUGCUGAUCGGGCACCGGCGAGAGCUGCCCUGGCUGCGUUGGGCACCGGGGCCGGUGGCAUGGGGCCGAUGGUGUUGCUGGGGCUGCUGCUGUGCACGCAGCUGCGUGGGGGUGAGUGCCGGGCGGCUGGGAUCGGGGCCGGGCUCGGCAGCCUCGGUGCCGCAGGCUCCGGGGAGCUGCGGCUGGUGGGCGGCGGCGGGCGCUGUGCCGGGCGUGUGGAGGUGAAGCAUGGCGGUGAGUGGGGCUCCGUGUGCAUCUUCGACUUCGACUUCGAAGACCGAUGGGCCACGGUGGUGUGCCGGCAGCUGGGCUGCGGCCGGGUGGCCAAGGCGUCGCCGUACGCCCCGUUCGGGCAGGGCAGCGGGCGGAUCUGGCUGCAGCCCUUCUUCUGCCGCGGCACCGAGGAUGCGCUGCAGGAGUGUCCGCACUUCGGAUGGGGAGAGCACUUCUGCGGUCACGAGCGGGACGUGGGGGUGAUCUGCACAGAUGGCGUGGAGCUGAGGCUGGCGGGCGGCGGCAGUCCCUGUGCCGGAAGGGUGGAAGUGAAGCUGCAAGGCCGCUGGGGCUCGGUGGGAGACGACAGCUGGGACAUGGAGGAUGCCGAGGUGGUUUGCCAGCAGCUGGGCUGUGGCUCGGCUGCCGGCGCCUACUUCGUCCUCGACCGCUUCGACCCAGGGGACGGGCCAGUCAACAUGGCCAUGGUGGACUGCAGGGGCUUCGAGGCCACGCUCUGGGACUGCGAGAUCCGUGGCUGGGGACCCUAUAACAUCAGCUUCCGUGACUUCGACACUGCCGUGGUCUGCACAGGCUUUUCCCGGCUGGUCGGAGGUGACGGGGCCUGCGCCGGGCAGCUGGAGGUGCGGCAGGGCCGGGCCUGGCUUGGUGUCUGUGAGGAUCAGGUGGACGCGAAGGCGGCGCAGGUGGUGUGCAGGGAGCUGGGCUGCGGGCCGGUGCUCUCCAUCCCCGGCAGCGGCCGCUUUGGGGCGGCAUCGGGGUCGCUGUGGGACGGAGGCUUCCAGUGCCACGGCACCGAGCCCCUCCUCAGCGCCUGUGCCCGGCGUCCGCCCCGCGGCCGGGGCUGCAGCGGCCCUGGCAGCGUCAUCUGCUCCCCCUACACGAGCUUCCGGCUGGAGAACGGCAGCUCGGCGUGCUCCGGCCGGGUGGAGGUGGAGCUCAGGGGGACGUGGGGCUCCGUGUGCGCCAGCGAGUGGGACCUGCCCGAUGCCCACGUCCUGUGUCGCCACCUGGGCUGCGGGAGCGCCCUCGGCGUGUCCCCGGGAGGCUCCUUCGGCAGCGGGGAGGGGCCGCUGCGGCCGGACGCCUUCGGCUGCAGCGGGAGCGAGCGGCACCCGGGCGAGUGCCCCGUGACCGUGCUGGGGAAGCCGCCCUGUGCCCCCGGCAACGCCGCCGCCGUCAAAUGCUCAGGCGUUGUCGAGCCGCUGCGGCUGGUGGAGGGCGAGACCCGGUGCGAUGGGUGGCUGGAGGUGGCCACAAAGACCGGGGCCAAACGCCGUGUGCCGGGAGACCUGUUGCUUCUACGGAAUUUCAGCAAGGUGUGCUGGGAGCUGGGCUGUGGAGAACUGGACGAGAGCAACGCUGUCCCCGGUAAUGUUACCCUGAGGGACAUCAACGCAACGGAGUGGGCCAUCAUGGAAAGCGUGAUCAUAACCAUCCUGGGGAAGACCACUGCGCUGACCGAGUGGCCUGAUGAGCUGCCCAGUUACUUAUUUCAGGACCAGGUACCAACUUAUUUCUUACAGUGGCUGACCACUGCACCUGCUGGCGUUCCUCACGGCACAUACCUUUUCUGCUCAGGUGGGUGUCCCGAGAAGGGCCGGAGGUGGUGGUGCCCCAGGCAGCCAUGCCAGCGUCGCCCUUGUGUACCCGCAGGCAGCCGCCGGGUGAGGCUGGUGGGGAGCUCCGGGCGCUGUGCCGGGCUCGUGGAGGUCUAUUGGAGCGGCGGCUGGAGCAGCGUGUGCCAGGAAGGCUGGGACGUGCGGGACGCUGCCGUUGUGUGCCGUGAGCUGGGCUGUGGCACGGCCCUGGAGGCCGCGAGCUCGGCGCGCUUCGGUGCCGGCACGGGCCCGCUGUGGCCGUACGCGCCCGAGUGCUCCGGGAGCGAGGAGGCUCUGUGGCAAUGCGGCCUCUCGGAACGCCGCGAGUGCGGCCGCGGCGGCGGGGCAGGGGCCGUGUGCUCAGAGCAGCUCUCGGUGCGGCUGGCGGGCGGCCGCGGGCGCUGCCGGGGCUUCCUGGAGGUGUCCUACAACGGCACCCGGGGCCGCGUGUGCGCCAACGGCACCGGCCCCGGCACCGCCGGCACCGUCUGCCGCCAGCUGGGCUGCGGGGACCGGGGCUGGCUGUCGGCCGUCGCCGGCCCGCAGCCGUCCCGUGCCUGGCUGGCCUGGGUGGGCUGCGAGGACGGGAGCCGCUCGCUCUGGGGGUGCCCCUCGGCAGCCUGGCACCUGCAGAGCUGCGGCGCUGGCGGGGACGCCCACGUGGCUUGCGAGGAGGACAGCGACGGCACCGCUGAGACAAACGCCACCUCAUAUCCAGAGGGUGCCACCAGCGCAGCCACAGGUGUCCCCAGCAGAAGCACCCUGGCAGUGGCCAUGGAGACUGUGCCUGUGCCAACCAUUGUGUACGCGGUGCUGGGGACGCUGCUGUGCCUGACCCUGGGUGUCCUGGCUGUGCUGCUGUGCCGUGCCCGUGCCCGGCAGCGAGGUGCUGGCAGAGCUGCGGAUGCCAUCUCCAACGCUGUCUACGAGGAGCUGGAUUACAGUGCCGUGCCGGAGUACCUGGAGGUGCCCAGUCGCCCAGUCCCUGCAGGUUCCCUGACGAAGGGAUCGGUGCAGAAGCUGCCAUAUUACACCGGGGACAGCGUGGAGGGCAGUGAGAGCGAGGCAGCCCCAGGUAGGGCCACAGGGCAGGAAGCCAGCGGAGACAGUGGGAACAGAGGACACAGCCGGGCAGGGGAGAUGAGGGGACAAGUCCUCCCCUUGUUAAUGUGCAGGGAAGCAUGGCCUUUCCUUGCGGCCUCCAGCUCAUGGCCAGUGGAAAUGCUGGAGGGGAUGGCACAGCCAGAGCCCUGCCAGGGCUGCUGGUCACUGCCAUGGACACCUGUGCCUGUCCCAGAGCCCCCUGCCUGGCCUGAGCCAGGAACCCCGGAUGGCUACGACGAUGCCCUGGAUGUGCCAGAGGAGCCCCCAGCUCCCAGCACUGGGGACAUGUCCGAGGGAGUGGCACGGCAGAGGUGGAUCCGUGUCCUCCCCACAGGUGCUGUACCAUGUCCAGGUAGGACACCGCCAGCGGAAAAAGCAUCCCAAAAAAACCGCUCCCAGGCCUUGAGCUCGGGUGGCUUCUCUGCUUCCUGGAGCAACCGGGCAAGGGAGAAGAGCUGGGAUAGCCGCCCGUAUCUAGCCACUGCCUACAGCACCCCUAGGAUGGAUUCCAAAGGCAACGUCCGAAGUGGAAACAAACCCGACGCCAAGGCCGCCAGCUCUGGGAAGCCGGAAAAACCCAACCCUGGGCCUGCCACCAAUGCAGACAAGAAGGAAGCCCCCAAAGAGCAGCCAGCUCCUGCCACGGCCACCAAGAAGGCAGGCGGUGACACCGCCAUCGCCAACAACCACAGCAACCUGAAACCCAGCCCCGCUGCCACGGAGACGCAGGAGGCCAGCGGCCAGUCCCCUGACUCUGACCACAAGGGAAACAGCUCUGAGGAGUCAUCGGGCAGCUUCUUCGACAACAUGAAGCCCUUGAUCAUCGUCGGAGGAGUGGCGGUGGCUGCACUGGCUGUGGUUCUGGGAGCGGCACUCCUAGCCCGGAAAAAAUGAAGACGGAGACGGGGUGGGGAUAAGAAACCCAGCCCAGCUGUACAGCUCCUUUUGAGACAAAUGCAUGCAGAGAAAUUCUAUACAUAGCUAUAUAUAUAGAGAGCGAGCUAGAUAGGUCAACAAGAAACACCAACUGCAACUCCAGGGUCUUGUUCAAGACAACUGUGCCAUUCUGACCCGCUGUGGGUAACUCCAUGCACUCAGUGUGUUCUUUCAUGUAAUAUAUCUUGGCUUAUACUGCUGUGUAUAGAUUACAGCUUCUCCUGAUCGGUGUAAAUGACGGUGUCCCCUCCCCUCCCCUGCUGUCCUCCCUGGGAGACACCCCCCCCCCGCUCUUGCAGUCCCGUUUUCAAGUCCAAAGUGUUCUACGUCCCAUUCGGAGUCCCAAUUUGUGUUUUUGGUUUCUGUUUGGUUCUGUUUUAACUUGGGCUGUGGUAAAGAAGAUGGAAGGGGAGUGCUAAGGGCCGGCUCGCCUGUUGCACUGGGCUGGGGGUGUUUUUCCAGCCUCCCCCCUGGGAAAAGGGAAGCUCAGGGGCAGCGGCAGGGAAGAGGCAGCUCCCUGACCCGACAGCCACAGGCGAUCCCUAAUCGGUGUCUGUGUAUCCGCCAUGCAUCAUCCCACCUUGGAACACCCACCUGGGAAGUGCUCCGGAGGAACCAGGGUGGCUGCAGGUGGAGACUGCAUCGUGGCAGAGCCGAGUGUGAGCCUGGCAUGUCACAUCAGGUCACUCUUCUGGCUGAGCUGCCUGCGGGACAGUGACCAGAGGGGCUGUGCUGUGGCCCAGAGAAGUCCCAUUGCAGCCUUCAGGAACCCAGGGCUCGCCAGGGUCACGUGGGCAGUGUUUGGGAUAGAGAGACUUUGUUUUGGAUCUAGUAUUUCCUAAAGUUAUGCUGGGCUUGGCAGGGUGCUGUGGCCUCAGUCCAAGCUCCCUUGAGGUUGGCUGGACUAUUUGUGUUCAUUUUUUUGGGCUUUGGAUAAGGCCUUUCACUGGAUUUUUGCCCCCACUGAAGGCUGUGGUUUCUCAGCACAUGGGAAGACAGGAAAAGGGGGAGACAUGAGCUGGUGUUAGGGGCAGAGAGGACCUGGGACCCCAUCAGAGUAACACUGACCUACCUGCUUAAUACCAGGGAAACCCCUUUCAAGAGCACUGGAAUCUGUCCUGGGUGGAUUUCUUAACCUCCCUCUUGUGACAGUAGUAGCAGGGAUUUGUAACUUGUCCACACUUUGGAAAUGGAAACAAAUUCCCAGCCCUCAGGAGCAGCCUGAUUUCAUGGGUGAGUACACUGGCUCUAAAGCCAGACUUUUUGAGGGGGAGGAGAGAGGGUGUUUAGUGCUUUGGCUGAUGCUCAGCACUAAACAGCAGGAGGUGAGAUCUACCUCUGAAAGCUUCCAUUAAGCUUCUCUUGGCUGCUGCAAAACAGGGUGUUAUAAAAACCUCUCACAUUUUGGGUGUAAGUUGGAUCAGAGAUUAAAUGAGGUCCAAUGGGAGCUUGGCAGUGGCCACAGUCCAUGGGCAGGGGCAGGAGUGAUGGUUAGAAAGAGGCUGUGACACAGUGGGGUGAGCUGUGUUACAGAGCCCGUCGUGGACCUUUAACUGGGAUGGAUGGAUGGAUGGAUGGAUGGAUGGAUGGAUGGAUGGAUGGAUGGAUGGAUGGAUGGAUGGAUUCAGGGGCUGCAGGGGUAGAGGGAGGUGUGGAUUCCUCAGGUGCUGCCUAUGCAGUGUCUGCCUCUGGCACAGUCCCUGCAGUUCUUCUCUUGGCUGAUGUCUGGCAUAUUUACCUCCAGAUCUGACCUGCUGAAUGCACAUGGUCUUGGAAUGCAUGGCUACUCCUGUGGUGAGCUCAGAAGAUGUUCCCAAAGGUGCAUGGCCUCUGGGAAUAACAGACACCGUGUCCUGGUGCGGCUGGAGGUUGAUGCCUCCACCUUUGCCAGCACAGAGACAGGACCGGGUGUGUUGGGCUCUCAGGAGUUUUGGGAAGCAGGGCUACAGCUCCAGGUGAGAUCCUGGUAGCCUAAAGCACUUGGGAUGAGCUGUGGAUGUGUCUCCCAGCAGCAGUGUGUCACAGCCUGGGGAAGGGUUAGAAGCAGAAGGGUUCUCCUCUCCCCUCAAAUUUCUGCAGCACAAAUUUGCAGGGCAAUUUUCACAGGGAGUUUUGCUUAUGUUGCUCAGAAGGAAGGGAGAUCGCCCUCUCCUGCUCUGGUUCGUGUUUUGCCAAGUAGGGUAGUGAUUUUCAUACAGUGACUUCUGUUUUCAAGAGAUAUUUCUACCUUUCCUGUCCCCUCCCUCCCUGUCAGCUCUGGCCUAGGAUUGUUUUUAGCAGUGUGUGACAUUAGGCACAGCAUCUAUCUAUUCUGCCAGCAUAGAUAGAUCGAGGGAGGAAGGUGAAGCACCUGCUUCACUUCAGUCUCCAGUUUUAUUUUCUAAAAUGUUUUUAUUUCCUUGUCUUCACCUUUGGCAACAGAAGAGGGGAAAAAGUUCUCAGCCAAUGGCCUUAACCUUUUUUCCAUCUCCCAACCCUGCCUGCCCUUAGAGCACUCAGAUUCAAGGCCACCAAUUUCAUCCAGAAACACCACAGAGGUGGUGAUGGGGCUGCAGCUCCUCAUCGGGGCACAUCACUCAUUCGAGCCCUCCCUGCACAGCAAACCUGGUAUGUGCUGUUCGUAAGGGAUUUUUGAACGUGGUCUGUCCUGUUCCAAAGGGAUUUUCCACUUCCUGUGAUCGCUUAACAUUCUGCUGUCCAGGUUCUGCACCUGGAACCCACCUCUUCGGCAGUUUGGUUUGAAAACAUCUGUCUGUGCCUGUGUGUGUGUGCUUUGAAGCACACCCUGCGUGUACAAACCUUUGUGUUGUAUUGCUGCAGUCUGGGGGAGGGAGAGAAUCCAAGCUGGAGAUGCCCCUUCCUUCAUUCCCUGCAUUCACUCCAAGUGUCCGUGAUUCUUUCCUGUGCCAUUCCCACCACGCCAUGCAGCUCCUGAAUUCCUUUCCAGUCCUGGUUUCUCCUCAGCGCAAGGAAUGUCUGGCUGGUGAAGCGCUGAGUGUGUGGUGUGCUCAGAGCCCCAAGCCUCUGCUCCCUGCCUGGGUAGUCGUGUGGGCUCUUUGCUUUAAAAUGAGGCACUUUUAGACUAUCCUGGGCUGUGCUGUAGAGCUUUUCCAAGCGUGGGUCUAGUGCUGAGCCGGGCAGAUCCAGCCUAGAUGGCACAGCACGCCGCAGCCCUGACUUGCAAACACCUCCUGUCCUGCCUUACUGUGCCAGGCUGUGCAGCGCUUUUGUUCUGAGCCAAAAAUGUCCAGCGAGCACCGGGCCGAGGGAGCAAAUCCCUCUCUCUCAGCCCCAAAUCUGUCAAAGCAGAAGGCUUGAAUGACUGACCUCGCUGUGCUAAAUAAAUAGUUGUCUUUUCUCGUACUGAGCACACGCCGUUUUUUGCUUGAUGUCCUUCUUUGUGUGGUUUUUGUGGUAUGAAGUCCUUCCAGUGACAUCUCCGUGGGGAGAGUGAAUUAACACUUAAAACUAAUCAGAGUCUGUGCUUGGGGUUUGAAGAGAUCUAGAUUGCUAGUUUACUCUUUUGAUCAAGUCUAUAAAUUAAAUUUUGGCAAAACUGGUUUCAGACCUUUCAGCUUAUCACCAAAACUCUCGAUUGAAUCACUGCACCCAAUCUCAGUCUCUUUUUAGGGAAUCAUAAAUUUUAGUUGAAUAUAAAGAUGUCAUUUUGCUGUCUUGGACAAGUCAGUAGAAGGUUUUUGCUGCUUCUAUUUUAAGAGAGAUGAAAUGGAUUAUGCUUCUGCUUCCUCUUCCUACUGAUUUAAUACCCUGUAGAUAAGUCCUGUUAUUCCUAACAGUGCUGCAGCAGGAUGAAAACAAAUCUGGCAGCCAGGGGAUAAUGCAGCAGCAUUUUGGGAGGGUAAAAACGAGUUCCUGCAGGUGCUGUUUGCCUGAGGCUCACUUAAAGCACUUGCCUUGAAGCAUUUCUUAGUUCCCUCGGGCUGGGUGAUAAAUUAAACAUCCACUUGUCUCUGAUGGACUAAAGUUUGAAGGUUGAUCCAUAGAAUACUGAAAACAAGGGAGAUUUUCCCAUUGGCUUCACCAUGCUCUGGCCUUUGAGGUCUUGUUGGCACCAGGGAUAUGAUCACAGGUCAUCAUAAAAUCAUCUCAAUUACACAUUUAUUUUUAAAUUGACAUGUUUCUUAGGCUGAGCGUAAGGGAAGUGUCUUCUCUUAGGCAGCCCUGCUUAUACUGGCAUCAGGAUUUGUGUAUGAACAACAGCAGUGCAACCAAAAACCCCUGGAGCUGGUGAGAGAUGAUUUAUGCCUUAAAUUAUUCCCUACUUUUCCUGGAAAUGCUACUGGGGUUUAGAAUUCAGCAGCCUUUUAACUAUUCUUAGAAUUGCUUGAAAAUAACAGUGCUGAAGAUUGGAGAGGACAAUGAUUCUUCAAGAAAUAAACCAAAAAAGGAAGGCAAUGGAAAAAUACAUUUGAAAGGUGAAAUUCUUGGAAUUUCAAUCAGCUCCAUGGAAAGCUUCAAGUCAGUGAAGAUUCUGAGAGGGUGCAAAGAACAGAGCAGAGAAGUGGGGAGAAAAAGCACUAUUUAAUUAUCUUAAUAGCUUUGGUAAGGACAUGCUAACUUUUAUAUCCUCUUCCCCCCUUUUUUUUUACCUCAGAAAAAGGCAAAAAUUACAAGCUCCAGUGCCAUGCAAAUUAACCUCUGCUAAUUGCCUUUUCCAGAUUAAUUCCUGCUGGCUCUGUGCAAGGUUAAAAGGUUAGAAAAAUACCUGAAGUUUUCUACAACCAACUUUGCAUGAUUAAGGGGAAUUUCCAGGACAUUAGGAAGGGCUGUGUUCUCUUUUCACGUGCUUUGCUAUGCCAAGGACUGCAAAUGCAGCCUGCUCAGACUUCCAUUCUCCUGGUCCAUCCUUUAUGCUGGAGCAGGAAUGCUGAUUCCCUUCCCAGGCCUUGCUGUGGUGUCAUUCCCUUCACCACAAAGCUAGGAGAGGUCUUUAGGGGCAAGAAGCAGCAUCACAUCACAUUCAUGAGCUGGCUGCAGUUCUGCUGCGCAGGCUGGGCACUUCCAGCCACAAAGAGGAAUUGGCUUUGAUCCAGAGCAUAACUAUUAUGUAUUCCAGUAAAUUCUCACUGUGGGGCAUUGGAAUUGGGAAUAUUUCCUACUAUUUACACUGGAGGUAUUUGGUUCUUUACUCUUUUGGGGAGAAAUCUGUUGAUGCUGAGGAUCUGUUGGCACAUUUUGGAUCUUACAAGUGACACUGGACUGACAGCCUCAAAAAGCCUUGGAGCCUGUGCCCCCAUCCAGCAACCCCUGGAGGGUUUAAUCCACUGAAUAAAGUCGGCUUAUGAUGACUUUUUUCUCUUCUUUCUGAGACCAUCAGUCCAGCCUUGUAACCUGCUUUCCUUUAAAAUUCCCUGAUUCCUGGAAUGUCUGUUCACACCAGAUCUUCAGCUGCUACAAACUACAGGGUUCCUUUGGUUUCUGAUCUGAUUCAUUGCUUGUUCUUGCCUCUUUCUUUGGCCACUGCUCUGUAUUCUUCCCUUUCCUUUCCCUACUUUAUUCCCAGGCAGCUCUGCAGAUGUGGCCUCUCCAAAGCCCUAGGCUGGGGAAGAUUUUGGGUUGGCUAAGGCAGGUUUUGAGUGGUCCCCCAAAAAUACAGGCAGUGCUGGGCCCUCAGACUGUGUGUCACAGCAGAGAAUGUGUGAAGCUUUGGUCUGCCCUCACCUUUGAGGAUCUAAGUCUGCCAGAGGCUGAGUGCUCAUCUGCCACAGGAUUUGUAAUGGAUGAUAAAUCCUCAGGAAGGUCCUGUUCUUGUCCUUCCCUGUCAGUCAGGUGUGAGGUGUUCUGGCUGCCUGAGAGGGGCUGACAUGGUGUGAGCACACACACCAUGCUUGGCUGCAGCCAGAGCUCCCUCAGCCCUCUGGAGCACCAAAAACAGAGGGAAAAGAGAAGUUUUGAAGUUGAGGAUAUGUACUUCUGCUGGCCUGGAAGGAUCAGCUAUUGUGCCAGGGAUGAGGGUGCAGGAAGUGCAGUCUCAUCUGAAUGAGCUGAUCAGGUGUCACUGGGUGAUAGAGAACUGUGGGACUUCUAGGCCUCUAAAAUUCACUUUUCAUUCAAUUCAAACUCAAAAUCCUGUGAGAGAUCAGAGCCUUUGGCUUCCCAAAUUCAUGAGUCUGGAUCUACCUUGUGCUGUAGUUCUGCUCCCUCCUCUGGACAGUGUGUGCUCAGAUAUGCAGUACUCUGGGACUCAUGACCUCUGCUCUUUGAUGCUCUUCAAAUUAAAUAGACUUUUUCUGCUGAAAAGCAUAACUUGGGUUAAAUAGGCUUUGGACUGGCUGUUCCUGUUUCUCUGCUGGUUGUUCUCAAACAGUUCUUUGAGUUUUCCAUUUCUCAGCCCCGGUGCAGCAUCCCAAGCAUGAAAGUACAGGUUCUUUCUGUCUGUGUGAUGAUGCUGCAGCACCAAAGCUCCCACCAGGACAAGAGGAAUCUUUAAUCACCUUUCCAACAGUCAAGUCCUGCACCAUAUCCCUGGUUUUGCCACAGCCACUUCAAGCAGCCAAGCUUCUGGGGCAAGCUGAUGAGAACAAGGGUGCCACACAAUUUUGUUUGGUUAAAAACCAACCAACCAGGGAAUAAUUUGGCUUUACUGAGUUUUGAGCAGCCCUUCAUAACCCUGGUGCCUUUUCCCAGGACUAUUUCAACUGAAGCCUUUAAAAGUUGCACUUCCACCUCCCCUGGAAAGCAACUCUUUUCCAGUGGUAGGUGCUAUAAUGUUGUGGAGGAACUAAAAUUACAGGAAGGGAACUCGAAGGUCAUAUUACAGGGAAUUUUUAUUUUGUUUUUGGUUUGUUUGGAUUCUGUUACUUCUCCAGGGACUGAUCCAAAGCCCUUGGAAGUCAGACUGAAAUGCCUGCUGUUCCUUUGGAAGCCUCAGGCACCUUUCCAAUGAUGUCGGUGGGUUUUGAGUCAGCUCCUGAGUGUGUUUUCCAAACGAUAGGAAUUUUCCAAGUGACACCUUGAUUUCUUCCCUGUACAACCAGACCUGCUUGUCACUUACACAUCUUUACCUGUGUUCAACAUACAGGUUUGGGGUUUUUUCUUUUGCUCUCAGAAACAAUAUGCUGCUAGACACAUUUCCUGGAGGGAAAUGGACACCUACCUACACACAAAGCUAUCCAGCUAAUUUAUACCUUGUUGAAUUUAUAAUCUUGUCUAUGCUUCUAUGGACACUUUGUAUGGGCUGCAGCUCAAAUCCUAAAAUAGUCAAGAAUUUUUUCCUUUCCCAUAUAGUAUUCUAUUUACUUUGACUUUGAAAACAAAAAAAGCGUAUAAAUGCAAUAAUGCAGGUAGACUAGAAAUACUAGAUUGAAAAUUUAAAGUAGUUUAGCUUGUCCCAUUGUGACUGACAGUGUUGUAUGACACCCAACGCUGUACCCUGACAUUUUCCAGGCUUUCUCCGUAGCUGAAUCUAGUAUUAGCUUUGGAAACCCAUUGUGUGAGUGGUGGGUGGAUGGGUCGGAAUCGUGUGCUCUCUACACACUGUAUGUUACUCACAUCACAAGCUGUAUGGCCACUCCAUAUGCUGUGAAACUGUAAAUGAUUCCCAAAUACACCUGUAACUCUUACCAGGAUUGUGAGAAAUAAACUAUAUAUAGAGAUAUAUACACACA
Molecule: messenger RNA, 12689 nt
Organism: Poecile atricapillus (Black-capped chickadee)
Lineage: Eukaryota; Metazoa; Chordata; Aves; Passeriformes; Paridae
Product: cell cycle exit and neuronal differentiation protein 1-like
Exons: 10
Coding region: 1246-5019 (1257 amino acids)
Biological process (GO): cerebellar Purkinje cell differentiation; radial glia guided migration of cerebellar granule cell; cerebellum development
Cellular component (GO): membrane
Source: RefSeq, a predicted model, not a curated record